Molecule: messenger RNA, 912 nt
Organism: Lactuca sativa (garden lettuce)
Lineage: Eukaryota; Viridiplantae; Streptophyta; Magnoliopsida; Asterales; Asteraceae
Source: RefSeq, a predicted model, not a curated record
AUGACUACUUGGGUAGACCUUGCAAGAUUGUUCUUGGACAAGUAUUUUCCCGAGAUGAAAGCUUCCGCCCUACGGAGGGAAAUCAUUGGAAUCAAGCAGCACAAGAGAGAAGCUUUUCACACAUAUUGGGAUCGAUUCAAGAAACUUUGUGCUCGAUGCCCAAAGCAUGGAAUUACCGAACACCAGCUCCUCCAAUAUUUCAUUGAAGGAAUGACUCCAACGGAAAGAAGGCUUCUUAAUGCCUCCAGUGGCGGAUCUUUACCCGACGAGACUCCUACUGAAAUCCGCAAUCUAAUCAAGAACAUGGCUGAAGAUUCCAAACAUUCAAGCCAUGAUGAAGAAUGGUACACGGAUGCACCCCGGGGCGUAAAAGAAGUUCAAACUCCUCAGAUUGAAGCUCAAUUGUCCGAGCUCACAAAAGUAGUCAUGAUGCUAGCCAAAGACAAAGGUGUGCAGCCCACACCCCGCCCAUGCAGUAUUUGUACUCAAGUGGGGCAUCCAACUAACAUGUGUCCACAACUUCAAGAGGAAGAUUAUGAAGAAGCGAAAGUCAUGGGAGGCUAUUCAGGGGUAAAUCAGAGAGGUUAUGAGCAACCAAGAGGUGAUCAGCGAUGGAACAAUAAUCAAGGGUGGGGAGGCAAUCAACAAGGGAAUUAUCAGCAAAAUCAAUCACAUCAAUAUCAACCAAGACCACCAUUUCCUCAAAAUCAACAACAACCACCAUUCCAACCUCAAAAUUACCAACCAAGGCAUCCACAACAACCCCCUCCACAAGCAAGUUCUUCAGGUAUGUCCUUAGAGGACAUAGUAAAAAGCCUUGCUACAAGUACUCAAAGCUUUCAACAAGAUACCAAGGCAAGCAUAAAAAGCUUGGAGCAACAAGUAUCACAACUUGCUCAAUCCGUGAGUUAG